ACCUGAUUGGAUUAAAAGUUAUUUCAAUGGCUUGUACCCGAGUAUACAGCUACACCAUUACCCGCUAACGUUAGCUAUAUUGUCUCGACACCCAUUUAAAAUCACUCCGGAGGCUUUUAGCCAACUAGCAGCAGUCCGCACGAGCGUAACUGGUUUAAAAUCGACAUAUUAGUGAGAACUGCCGUUACCCUUCAGACCGCUUCUUGCUGGCGUAGUCAUCACCCAAAUCCAAACGAUGUCUUUUGGACAUCUUUAGGAGAGAAUAACACCUGGCUUUUGAUUAUCAAUAACAGCGGCCACUAUCUACCGGUUUGAAUCCAACUCCUCGGUUUCCUGAUUAUGGCGUUUACUCGUUUGAAUUUGGUUGUAGAGUUUCGUAAGCAAAUGGGGUACGUUACCGCCACCUGCUGUCCGGGAGUUGAAACACUACCCCUCCAUAGCACAUAUUGAGAACUAUUGUCACGUUAUUGUUUUUGUGCUUGAAAUACACCCUCCCCUAACAUAAUACGGACUACUAAAUCGAUAUCACAUUUUAGUAAGUCAUCAUUUUCUGAGUUACGUUCCGAAUGUUAUAUGUAAACAGUAAUAUGAAAAGUAAACAGUUAUGUGCUCCACCCUCAGCAAGCGACGCCCACUGACUGGCUUAUACAACAAUGAUUUUUUUCUUUCUUUAAACCUUAUACUUUUCUUCGUCUCACGGUGUCUGUACUGGAUCUUCGUUUUUUGCUUGUCGGUUUUUGAUACUAUGCAUCAACAGUGGUCAAUGCAUAUAGCAGUGCUGCUUGUGCUGGUUGUCUUCCAAUGUGUCUCAGGUGACAGCGACACUUUGGCUCCACCAGAGGUCCCACAGAACAAUGGUACCUUGUAUGCAGCCUGUAAGAUGAGACCAAGCUCCUCGCUGGCUGAGGGUUUACCCAAAGUCUACGGCCAAGUCCUGUUCAAGCAGGAUUAUCCUCACGGAAAGCUCAAAGUCCUACUCGGCUUUCACGGUUUCCCCGGGGGGAGCGAGCCAAGGGCGGUGCACAUCCACCAGUACGGAGAUCUGCAACAGGGGUGCGAUUCCACCGGGGGACACUACAACCCCCUAAGUGUUGAUCACCCUAACCACCCUGGAGAUUUUGGACACUUUGCUCCCCAUCAAGGCAAAAUCUAUGCAAUGUUGGAGUCUGAGGCCACACUGUUUGGGGGGUUGUCUGUGCUUGGAAGAGCAGUGGUGGUCCAUGAGAGGAGGGAUGACUUUGGUCAAGGGGGAGAUGCUGGCAGUCUGCUGCAUGGAAAUGCAGGUCGCAGGCUGGGCUGCUGCAUUAUUGGCAUUUCCUCUCCCAAUCUCUGGAAUAUGUACUAUCCACAGAUCAAUAAGCGUGUGCAAGGAAUUUAAUUCCAUAUUAUUGUAGAUCUUCUAUAACUAGCUCAUAACGUAUUUAACUUCAGGACAUGAAUCUUGGUCUUUCUGCUUUUUAGACUCAACAAACCAGUAUGAAAACUACAGGGUGGGCCAUAAGAUUGAUAUAUAUAUAUAUUUUAAAGCUCUAUGGGGCACUUGAAGGUCAUGGUAUAUCAGUUGAAGAUACGAAACAUUAUUCAUCUCAAGGAACGUAUCACCAAUGCCAUUAUAAACAUCCAUAACUUCGACUGUGCUAAUGCAAGUUAAUGAACAGUGUAAAACACACAAAGUCAUCAAAACAAUGGUAAUCAUAUACAACAUAUGAUAUAAAUAAAAACAGUUGUUCAAUAUGAAUGAAUCGAAAUGGAAACUUAUGACCCACUCUGUACUGUAUUAUGCAGAAUUUGAUGUAUUUUCCAAACAAAGUAGAUAUACAGCAGAGCUAGACUUAAUAGAGUUAGAGUUAAUACUUUCACCACAACAAUGACCAGUGCUAUAAAUUUGGCAUCAUAAAAGUUUUCUGUAAAGUAUGCAUUUGAAUUGAAUAUGUUUGGAAUAAAAGUGGAUUUAAAUUUGA
Messenger RNA from Doryrhamphus excisus (bluestripe pipefish), 1961 nucleotides. Its product is annotated as extracellular superoxide dismutase [Cu-Zn]-like. Gene Ontology annotation, molecular function: copper ion binding. The record is from RefSeq and is a predicted model, not a curated record. Gene Ontology annotation, biological process: superoxide metabolic process. Lineage: Eukaryota; Metazoa; Chordata; Actinopteri; Syngnathiformes; Syngnathidae.